UGUAUUGCAGGAACUCAAUGUGAACGAGGAAAGUUCCAAGGAAGUGACUCCUUCUCCUUGGGCUUCAUCGUGGCAGAUAGUUUGUACUACAGUAACUAAUUUCUAUCAAUAAUACAAAUACUGCUGUUGUUCUGCAUGCCGCUCUCAGCCCGGAACCCGAGCUGAGAAAAGGCUCAUACAUUACUUUUAUAGUUGCUUCUAGCCUCGGGGAGUGAAACUAGUUUGGCUCAAGCGGCCAGGCUUCGUUUCGCUAUGGGCAACAACGAGUAUGACCAUAGGAUUCACUUCAAACGCCACCUUCCCAGACUUGCCGAACUGGUUGUUGGCUAUGCAUGCUUCAACCCACUGGAUAUCACUAACAGCACAGUACCCAUUCGGGCGGAAUUGGUAGAAAGAAGGUCUAUGGCACAUCGUCUUUUCGGAGAGAAGUCGAUCCACAGGACGCCUGUCUUAUGUAGGUUGUUUAUGGAAUCAGUGCGAGAGUGCGAGGAGAACUCCUGCAUCGCUGUCCCGGCGGCGUGUGAAUACGGCGCUGAUCCUAAGUUCAUGUUCAUAACAGAGAAAAGUACAGUCAGAACAAGCGGAUUCAAGAAUGUCCUUCGCUUCCUAUCCGUAAAGGUAUCUAGUUUUCAACCAGUGACAUCGGUGGCACUGCAAGCCUGUCUCACCUUCUCUAUCCAGUCGUGGCUAGCACCCGACUGGAAUCGCGUUGGUCACAAGCUCAUUCAAGGCGACCACUUUCUGAGCACUGUCGGUCGAAUGCCAGCUGUAGAUUGGGAGCUUAGCGUUCAAGGUGAUGAAGUGAUCCUGUCAUUAGCAGUUAGCUACACACACGCACGACCUUCAGAGGUGGAUGAUUUUCUGCGAGACCCCAAGGUUGUGGAAAAGCUGCUGGUUAACAACGACACCGUCAUUCUGGGUCCAAGUGAUGAGUACACAUGCUAUGUGCUACCAAGUGAGAAACAGGCAAGGUUGUGCUCAAUAAGUCCAGCAUUGCCACCGACAUGCCCUUUCACUUCAAAUGAAGAGCUCUAUCAGAACUGGAGACUGGCAUACGGCUACAGUAGUGUUGAUGGGGAAAGAAGCAGCAGGAGUGCACACUUGAUUGCCAACGUCCAGUUUCGUCCGGGCAGCCAGCUAUUCUCAUAUCCUCUUGCGUGCAUCCGCGAGAACCGCUUCUUCUACAACAACCGCUGUCCAAAUGACAAGAAGGCGAUUCACAUGUUCUUGGCCGACAUCCAUCGAAAGUCCAACGGGAUCUGGUCCAGUGUCCUUGAUUUCGAGACGGAGACAUCACAGCAGCCUCUCUGCAAACUAAUUCAAAGUCAUCUUCAGAGCAACAGCAGAGAGCCUCUGACUUUCAUGCAGUCGGCUGUCUUGAAGGAUCGCUACCAGGCGCAGGUACCGAGAACAGUAACAGUCUCGACCAUGGCGGCAUGUACAUCUGAUCGGCCGGUACAACAAGAGCGCAUACAUGUAUCAGAUCGUCCAACACAUGCUUCGCUUCCAGCACGAGGCACCGGAGUUAUGGUAUCAGCCGGUGUUGAGAGAUCAGCACCCGUUGUUCCCCGCUUUAUGUCCAAGAACGAGCGUAUCAAGCUGACCUUUGCACGGCGUGCUGCCAAUAGUAUGAAGAAAGCCACCACUGACGAGAGUACAGCCAGUCAUCCGCUCGGAGUGUUUGCCAACAGUGCAUCAGCAGCUGAGCGAUUUCCAAGCAACCCCAAACCCGUAAAGGUCACGUUCUUUUCACAAGCGGCACCAAAACCAACCCUUUCGCAAUCCACACAAUUGAAGAUAGCAGCUAGGAGUGCUGCAAAUUCAGCACCGCAAAAGACGAAGGGACAAGCAGUGUCAGCAAAGAUGCAGUCGUCCAAAGCUGGAAACAAACCCGCGAAGGGAGGAGCACCCUUGACUGCCAGCCACGGGAAAUCAUCCUCUUCAACUGCCAAGUCUAAAGCUAAUCCACAUGAGGAUAUAAAGAAGGUCGAUGCUCUGAUCAAAACUGGCAUGCUCUCCAAAGCCAACAUAUCAAUUCUGAGUACUUGGCUACGUAGUAAGGGUGUCAAGAUCAGCCGCCAGAACAAGAAAGCGGAUCUGAUUCAACAAGUCACACUCUGGGCUGCUAAGAAGCUACCAUCAGACGACACACAUCUCCAACAGCAGCUUGAGAGAGAGCCAUGAUGCGCUGGCAAUACUACUACUACUACUACUACUACUACUACUACUACUACUACUACAAGUAGAAGGGAACAAACCAGUGAGAUUAGUAAGCAUUUCUGAAAUUCCACGUGCUCCAUUGCAAUAGCCAUUUUGUUAUCAUACAGUGAGUGCAGGUUCCGGCAUGACAGUUUGGGAACCUUAGUUGUCUCCGGUGCACAUCUAUUUUGAGAAUAUGGCCAAAAGUAAGUCUCCUAUUUCAGUAUUGUGCUUGACAUAUUCUGCACCAUGAUGUAUAGCUUCAAGUGCUUGUAGUUUCAUCGCAUCGAAAGGAUAAUAAUUAUUUGUUCUUUCAGCCUUUCUGUUUUGCCCCACCAACGUAUCGCUAGUACACGGUAUUUUAAUACACAAUAGUCCAGCAGUUAUCUUUUAUUGCAAUUAAAAGUGUUUGCACAGAUCACACAAGUACAUGCACAAUGUUUUUUUAUGAACUUUAAUCAGUGUGACUGCUGACAGUAG
Molecule: messenger RNA, 2679 nt
Organism: Sycon ciliatum
Lineage: Eukaryota; Metazoa; Porifera; Calcarea; Leucosolenida; Sycettidae
Exons: 12
Coding region: 253-2184 (643 amino acids)
Source: RefSeq, a predicted model, not a curated record